UUGCAGUGAUUUAUUUUUGUGAUCACAACUCUCUGCUGCUUCCCCCCCAGAAUUCAGCAGAAUUUGAUUCCAUCUGGGCUCAGGAUUGGAAAGCUGUUCUCUAAGCUGAUCAAAGAUGUUUAUUAAAGUUCAAAUCUUCAUCUUCAUCCUAGGGACCAUGCCUUUCAUAGCACUGGCUGAAGAAGCAAGCUCAGCUUUAGAAGAAGAAAGUGCAACAAUGGACUUCAGAGACAGAAAUGACACAGAAUAUGAAGAAUUACCAACUUGGUUGCCCACAAGACUACACAAUGUAACAAAUCUCUUGCAGUUUGGACAACUGAUGACCACAGAGAGUGCUGUGGCACCAGCUGAAGACAGCGGUAAUUCUACUGAUUAUGAAGCUAACACAGAAAACACUGAUGGUGGACUGAGUCGGGGACCAGAGAAACCUGAAAAAGGUGGUCUGGAAACAAUUGCACUGGUUGGAAUAAUUAUUGGGAUCAUAGUUGCAGUUGGAAUCCUUGCAGGAAUAAUAAUUGCUGUCGUAAGGAAGAUGUCAGGCAGGUACUCGUAA
Molecule: messenger RNA, 553 nt
Organism: Dryobates pubescens (Downy woodpecker)
Lineage: Eukaryota; Metazoa; Chordata; Aves; Piciformes; Picidae
Gene: PDPN
Product: podoplanin
Exons: 5
Coding region: 116-553 (145 amino acids)
Biological process (GO): regulation of myofibroblast contraction; positive regulation of epithelial to mesenchymal transition; response to hyperoxia
Cellular component (GO): lamellipodium; apical plasma membrane; filopodium
Molecular function (GO): chemokine binding; signaling receptor binding; protein-folding chaperone binding
Source: RefSeq, a predicted model, not a curated record